GGCCCUGCGGCUCACAGCAUUUCUCCUGGCACCCUCCCUGGCCAAGCGGCUUCUUCCUCUGGGCAGCUGGUGCAUGGCGAUGGCCUGGCCGUUACUCCUGCUGGCACUGUGUGCCCCUGGCGGGCUCUUAGGCCUUGCAUCAGCAACAUCAACCGCAAGACCAUCGGGGCCAAGCAGUUCCGGGGGCCCGAGCCAGGGACGCCGGCCUACCGCUUCGUGAGAUUCGACUACGUCCCGCCGGUGGGUGCGGAUGCCCUGCGCCAGCUGGUGGCGGCCAUGCAGCGCAAGGACGGCUUCUUCCUGUCGGCCAGCCUGCGGCAGGACGGCGCGUCCCGGGGCACGCUGCUGGCCCUCGAGGGCCCCGGGGCCACCCAGAGGCAGUUCGACCUCGUCUCCAACGGCCCCGACGACCGCCUGGACCUCACCUACUGGCUCGACGGCCGCCCGCACCUGCUGGCCCUGGAGGACGUGGGCCUCGCCGACGGCCAGUGGAAGAACGUCACCGUGCAGGUGGCGGGCGACGCCUUCAGCCUGUAUGUGGGCUGCGACCUCAUCGACAGCGUCCGGCUGGAGCAGCCCUUCUAUGAGCAGCUGGUCACCGACCGGGCCCGGAUGUACGUGGUCAAGGGCGCCAGCCGAGAGAGCCACUUCCGGGGCUUGCUGCAGAACGUCUACCUGGUGUUCGAGAACUCAGUGGAAGAGGUGCUGAGCAAGAAGGGCUGUCUACAGGGCCAGGGAGCCGAAGCCAAUGCCAUCAGCGAGGACACGCAGACACUCUACCUGAACCCCAACCUCCCGUCCACGGCCCUGGGCCACUUGCAGCUGCAGCCUGGGGUGUGCGGCCGCUCGUGUGAGGAGCUGGGCAGCAUGGUGCAGGAGCUGGCACAGCUGCGUGGCAUGGUGGGCCAGAUGCAGGAGCGCCUGCAGGCCAUGUCCAGCGAGAACCAGCUCUUCCUCGAGAUCAUUGGGGGCCCCCACAGGAUGCGGAACGUGUCGGGGUGUCUGCAGGAUGGUCGCUUCUUCGCGGAGAACGACACAUGGGUGGUGGACAGCUGCACGACUUGCACGUGUCGGAGACUUAAAACCAUCUGCCACCAGAUCACCUGCCCUCCAGUCACUUGCGCCACCCCGACCAAACAGGAAGGCGACUGUUGCCCCUCCUGUGGCCAUGUGGCCAGUGAGGAAGGCUGGUCGCCAUGGGCUGACUGGACAGAGUGCUCGGUCACCUGUGGGUCCGGCACGCAGCAGAGGGGCCGCUCCUGCGAUGUGACCAGCAGUUCCUGCCGGGGCCCAUCCAUCCAGACACGAGGCUGCAGCCCUGGCCAGUGUGACCCUCGCAUCCGGCAGGAUGGAGGCUGGAGCCACUGGUCACCGUGGUCAUCCUGCUCAACCUCCUGUGGCGUGGGUGCCAUCACCCGCAUCCGCCUCUGCAACUCCCCCCUGCCACAGCUGGGAGGCCAGGCCUGCCGGGGGAGUGGCCGUGAGACACAGGCCUGCGAAGGCACCCCCUGUCCUGUGGACGGUCGCUGGAGCCCCUGGUCCCCUUGGUCGGCCUGCUCAGUCACCUGUGCGGGUGGCCUCCGGGAGCGCACACGCAUGUGCAACAGCCCUGAGCCGCAGCAUGGCGGGAAGGCAUGUACUGGGGACCCAAAGCAGCAGCAGAUGUGCAGCAAGAGGCGAUGCCCCAGAGACGGCUGCCUGUCGAACCCCUGCUUCCCCGGGGCCCAGUGCAACAGUUUCCCUGAUGGCUCAUGGUCCUGUGGCUCCUGCCCGCCGGGUCUCCUGGGCAACGGCACCUCCUGUGAGGACCUGGAUGAGUGUGCCAUUGUCCCCGACGUCUGCUUCAGUACCAGCCGUUGUGUCAACACUAACCCCGGUUUCCACUGUCUGCCCUGCCCACCGCGCUACCGUGGAAACCAGCCCUUUGGGGCUGGCCUGGAGGCUGCACAGACAGACAAGCAGGUGUGUGAGCCCGAAAACCCAUGCCGGGACCAGACGCACAGCUGCCACCGGCAUGCAGACUGCAUCUACCUGGGACACUUCAGCGAGCCCAUGUACAAGUGCGAGUGCAGCACGGGCUAUGCGGGCGAUGGGCAGCUGUGCGGGGAGGACUCAGACCUGGAUGGGUGGCCCAACCAGAGCCUGAGGUGUGCUGGCAACGGCUCUGCACACUGCCUGCAGGACAAUUGCCCCCUGCUGCCCAAUUCGGGGCAGGAAGAUUUCGACCUAGAUGGCCAGGGGGACGCUUGUGAUGAGGAUGACGACAAUGAUGGAGUCACCGACGAGCAGGACAACUGUCAGCUGCUCUUCAAUCCCGGCCAGCUGGAUGAUGACAAGGAUGAGGUUGGGGACCUCUGUGACAACUGUCCCUUUGUGCACAACCCCGCCCAGAUCGACACGGACCACAAUGGGGAGGGGGACGCCUGCUCAGUGGACAUUGAUGGGGACGACGUCUUCAAUGAGCGGGACAACUGUCCCUAUGUGUACAAUACCGACCAGCGAGACUCCGAUGGAGAUGGUGUCGGCGAUCAUUGCGACAACUGUCCUCUGGUGCACAACCCCGACCAGACCGACGUGGACAAUGACCUGGUGGGAGACCGGUGUGACAACAAUGAGGACAUCGAUGAGGAUGGCCACCAAAACAACCAGGACAACUGCCCCUACAUCCCCAAUGCCAGCCAGGCAGACCACGACCAGGAUGGCCGUGGUGACGCCUGCGACCCAGAUGACGACAAUGACGGAGUUCCAGAUGACAGGGACAACUGCCGGCUAGUGCCCAACCCGCUGCAGGAAGACACAGAUGGUGAUGGGAGAGGGGACAGCUGCAAGGACGACUUUGAUAAUGACACAGUCCCUGACAUCUACGAUGUGUGUCCCGAGAACAAUGCCAUCAGUGAGACAGACUUCCGGAACUUCCAGAUGGUGCCCCUGGACCCCAAGGGCACCACACAGAUCGACCCCAACUGGGUCAUCCGCCACCAGGGCAAGGAGCUGGUGCAAACGGCCAAUUCAGACCCUGGCAUCGCUGUGGGCUUCGACGAAUUCAGCUCGGUGGACUUCAGCGGCACCUUCUAUGUGAAUACGGAGCGGGACGACGACUAUGCUGGCUUUGUGUUCGGCUACCAGUCAAGCAGCCGCUUCUACGUGGUCAUGUGGAAGCAGGUGACACAGACCUACUGGGAGCACCAGCCCACACGAGCCUACGGCUACUCGGGAGUGUCCCUCAAGGUGGUGAAUUCCACCACGGGCACCGGGGAGCACCUACGCAAUGCACUGUGGCACACGGGGAACACAGAGGGACAGGUACGCACCUUGUGGCACGACCCCAAGAACAUUGGCUGGAAAGACUACACAGCCUAUAGGUGGCACCUCACCCACCGGCCCAAGACGGGCCUCAUAAGGGUCCUGGUGCAUGAAGGAAAGCAGGUGAUGGCUGACUCUGGGCCCAUCUACGACCGAACUUACGCGGGGGGACGCCUUGGCCUCUUCGUCUUCUCACAGGAAAUGGUCUAUUUCUCAGACCUCAAGUACGAGUGCAGAGAUGUCUGAAGGGACGGGCUGACCCCGACAUGCUGUAGAUGCCUCCGUGCUCCAUGGCACCUGUUUCUCUUUCAUGACCUUCACCAAGUGGGCCACCACCUGGGUCUCAGCACAGCCAAUGUCCCCAGGAGCAGAGACAGUGGAGGCUGCAAGGACUGGACUGCCCAGCUUGGUGUUCCUCUUGUCCUCACUCUGCUUUACCAGAAACAAAAAAGGACCACUGGGGGCUCUAGGGCUGGAUGCAGGAGCACACGCGGCAAGUCCCCAAUGGCCACAGCCCAGGAGGUCGGUACAGGGUCCUGUGGCCGAGGCAACGCCUGUGUUGGGCGUGGGAUGCCCAGGGACACUAGGGCCAUGUCCCUUGUUCUGCUUGGCUGUGGUGGCAGGGGUCAUUGUCACUCACAAUGUCCUGGACAGGUGGAGACGGGAUGGGGUGUGUUCCUGCAGGGCUCACGGUCGCUUGCUCGGCCAUCUUUGGGGCUGCAGGCAGACAUGCCUUGUUGAUAUUUAUUAAAAGAUAGAGAAUGAGUC
Molecule: messenger RNA, 4071 nt
Organism: Suncus etruscus (white-toothed pygmy shrew)
Lineage: Eukaryota; Metazoa; Chordata; Mammalia; Eulipotyphla; Soricidae
Gene: THBS2
Product: thrombospondin 2
Exons: 22
Coding region: 277-3549 (1090 amino acids)
Biological process (GO): negative regulation of angiogenesis; cell adhesion
Cellular component (GO): extracellular region
Molecular function (GO): protein binding; calcium ion binding
Source: RefSeq, a predicted model, not a curated record